CCUUCGCGCAAAGGAGAAGAAAGUUCGUUCCAUGUGACUAAAAGGUUCCGGACGGCUGUGUGACCGGGGACAGAGGUGAAUUACAGCGAUGUCACAAUUUUCGGACCAUCAGGCAAAUGAGGACAUUGGGCCUGUCUAUGUGCGGGAGAAAGGUCAUCUGGUAUUGGCAGGAUCUCAUUGUGCCCGGAUUAAGACUCCUCCUGUUAGGCUCUUCUCCAAAAGUUUUUCGGUGGAACUGCGUGUGAAUCAAGGGGACACUUGUAAACCUAAGGAGAAGCCUUUUAUUUUUACAUACACGGAGCAGGGAAGCCUGCGGUACAAAGCCAAGCCCUUGUUCACCCUGGCUCUCGAUCUCAUCGCGGAUAAUAUUCAGCACGUUGACUCCCUGCUUGGGUUUCCUGAGCAAGUCGCAGAGAGACUGUUCACAGCCGCUGACGCCAGGCAGCAGUUCUGCCAUCCCCAGACUGGCCUUGUAGCCCUUCGCAAAUUCACAGAGGCCUAUGAAGACAUGAUGCUGUCAUCACUGUGUCUGCGGGGCAAGUACUUAUUGGUUUCCGAGAAGUUGGAGGAGAUCAAAUCAUUUCGUGGUCUUCACAGCUUGGACUUGUCAUGUUGUAAACUGGGGGAUGAGCAUGAGCUGCUUCGACACCUUUCUUCUGAAGCUAUGGACAGCCUGAGAGAGCUCUACCUAAAGGAUAAUUGUCUGUCUGAUAUUGGGGUCAGGAAGAUGACGGCUCCUGUCCGAGUGCUGCAGAGAGGCCUUGGGAAUCUGUCACUUCUGGACAUGUCAUGUAAUCCAGAGAUCACAGAGACGGGGGUGACCUUCCUGCUUGUAUUCAAACAGCUUCGAUACCUGGAUAUUUCUGAUGCAGGUGUGCAGGAUCCUGCUGAGACCUGUAAAAAAAUACAGACAAGAACGGGCCUGCUUCAUUCCAAGAAACCCUUAACCCAGUUUGAUCAUGAGGACUGCAAGACUCAAGGCUGGGCCGAGCAGCUUUUUUGUCAGUGGGAUCAGUUGGUAGUGUCUGCCAUUAAAUCAAAGAAAAUCACAGCAUCCAGAACAGCAGCUCAGCAAUUCUAUGGAAAAGAUAAGGUAAAUCGUGAUGAUGCGGAGAUGCCAAUCUUAAAUGAUUCACCUGCUGCCACCACAAAGCAUCUACAGUUCUACAGACCCGAGGGGGUAAAGAAUCCUGCCCCGGCUGUACCUUACUCAGGACAUUAUCCUGUGAAAAGGGCUAAGGAAGAAAAGCAUCUGGAAGACACGGCUUCCUCUCAGCCGGCAAAAAAGUCACGCGUGACUCUUACAACAGAGGACUGGGAUUUACUGAACUCUUACUGAGCCGUCUAAUCCACACCACUGGCCUGGAGACCGGAGUACUUGUGGCAGUGGAGCUACUGCAUCCUGGAACUACAACUCUCAGUAUGUUGUUUCAGUCUGGUGAGCCUCCGGUUGCAGACAUAACAGUAGUUAAUCAUAUAUUCUUCUAUUUCUGAAGUCUGGAUAGAACAUUUGCACUUUGAGACAUGUUAAGCCACUGCUAUUUAUUCAGAUUUACAGGACGGACUUGAAUGAAUGUGCACCUCAUAGGCUUUACUGUAUCGACGGAGUUGGAUAAAGCUCAUAUGUAUGUUUUCUCUAUUUUACUUAGAUUUUUGUUUUCUUGAAAUCAGGAGGUUGUCACCUUCUGACAAGAUGUGAAAAAAAAUUCUACUCUUAAGGCCCCCUUCACACGGGCGUCGCGGGUGAGGGCCGGAUGCGUUCAGGGUGCAUUGUGGAAAAA
This is a messenger RNA of Bufo bufo (common toad), 1781 nucleotides long. It is a transcript of the gene LRRC42, whose product is annotated as leucine rich repeat containing 42. Lineage: Eukaryota; Metazoa; Chordata; Amphibia; Anura; Bufonidae. The record is from RefSeq and is a predicted model, not a curated record. Gene Ontology annotation, molecular function: protein binding. The transcript is spliced from 8 exons. Bases 89 to 1339 code for a protein of 416 amino acids.